UCAUCAGGCUGCGCUCGCGCCCGUGAACAGGAUGUUGUGGAUCUCUGAGAUCUGCUGACUCGCACCCGCGGCUUCCCGCUCGCGCGCGCUCUCUCUCUCUCUCUCUCCUUCCCUGGACCUUCCUCAUCCUCCUCUUCCUGCUGCUGGAUCUCUCCCCCUUUCUCUCUCUCUCUCCCCCUCUCUCGAGCUCCACGGGCUUCUCCUCCUCCUCCUUCCUCCGGUUUCUCUCUUCUUCUUCUUCUUCCUCUAAACGCGCGAGCUGGAGGGAGAUUCCCCCUGCGCAUUUCGUUCUUUAAUUCGUUUUAACUUAACUGAUUGAUUGAUUGAUUGAUUGAUUGAUUGAUCUCGACGUGAUGCCCCUGCAGAUGAGGUUCCGGAGAUCCUUCCUCGGGCUCCUCUUCCUCUUCUCCCUCUCUACAUCAGCGCUGUACUUCAUCUACUCGGCUCCCGGGAUCGUGAACGAGUAUGUGUACAAGGCCCAGGCUCGAGGAAUGCAGCUCCGUGAGAACGUGAGAAACAUCGGUGCUCAGGUUCUGGAGCAGGUGGUCAGGAGUGCCUACAGCAUCAACGGCACAGACUACCAGUAUGACUUUAACGUGAGUGAAACGGCUGCCCCGCCCACUCCCUACCUGCCCGAGGGGUUCACUUACCUGCCCACCAACGUCUGCCCUGAGAAACUGCCCUCUAUGAGGGGCAGGCUGAAGGUGGAUAUGAGUGAGAUUUCUCUCAAGAAAGUGGAGCAGAAUUUGCUGAAAUCUGACUCCACUAUCCGCCUCGGAGGCCACUGGAAACCCCACGACUGCAUCCCACGCUGGAAAGUGGCCAUCCUGGUGCCUUUCCGAAACCGCCACGAGCAUCUGCCCAUUCUCCUGCGACACCUCGUCCCAGUGCUGCAGAGACAGCGGCUCCAGUUCGGCUUCUACGUCAUCGAACAGGCGGGAGACGAGCCCUUUAAUCGCGCCAUGCUCUUCAACGUGGGCUUUAAGGAGGCGAUGAAGGACGUGCAGUGGGACUGCCUCAUCUUCCACGACGUCGAUCACAUUCUGGAAAGCGACCGCAAUUACUACGGCUGCAGUGAAAUGCCGCGGCACUUCGCCGUCAAACUCGACAAGUACUCCUACUUUUUGCCGUAUGAAGAGUUUUUUGGGGGCGUGAGUGGUCUCACCGCUCAGCAGUUUCAGAAGAUCAACGGUUUUCCCAAUGCAUUCUGGGGCUGGGGGGGCGAGGACGAUGACCUCUGGAACAGGGUGGAAUACACCGGCUACGCAGUGAGUCGACCUUCAGGUGACAUUGGUCGCUACAGGUCCAUCCCUCACCACCACCGGGGAGAGGUGCAGUUCCUGGGCAGGUACAAGUUACUUCGCCACUCUAAGGAGAGACAGAAACUGGACGGUCUGAACAACCUGAACUACUCCCCCCUGGUGUCCCGGAGGAGUCUCUACACCAACAUCACUGUCACUCUGAGUCGAGACCUCACCCCCAUCGCCGACUAUUAAACCGCUCUCACUCCGGCUCUCUCGCUCGGUCACAUCGAGCGGAGCAGCUCCAUUGGUUCUCUUGCCCUCCUCAAAGAACCAUCUCCAAACAUCUGAAACGCCUUUCAGGACUCUCCGCUAAUUCUGAUUCCUCACUGAGCCUCCGCCACGUUUCGAUCCCUUUUGUUUUUCUUUACGCUCCCUUUUUGUAAACAUUCCUCGGAUCUGAUCAGCAUGACACCCGUGAAAAAACAACACAAAAAAAACAAAGAGGACCUGUUUCUUUUCAUCUUUUUUAAACUCGUGAUUUCAGCCACUUUUUUUCUUUUUUUUUCCCAUUCUGACCACGCCCAUCUUCAGAAAAAAAAAAAAGUGCCGGGUCUUCUAUCUUCGGACGCCACUACAGUGAGAGUGGAGUCUAAGUGUUUACAACUGGAAUGCGUAAACUAGCAAGCUUACUAGUUAGCAAAGCUAGCUAGCUAGUCGUCAUCGCAGAAGAACUUUUCAUUCCUUUUGGAAAACGAAAACCACGCGCAGCUGGAUUCUGUGCGGAGUCUAACAGAAUGACUCACGAUGCACUGAUUACAGGAAUGCAGUACAAACAAUUAGCAAAUAUAUCUAACAGAUUAGUGUGUGAGUGUGAGUGAGUGUGAGUGAGUGUGUGUGAGUGUGUUUGAGUGUGUGUGUGUGUGUUUGUCCUUUCCCUCGUGAGGUAACAACUCGCCACCUGCCUGCCAAACUACUGCAGAAGUUUUUUCGUCAGACUCGUUUGUUUGAGGUUUACGCGCUGGAGCAAUACACACACACACACACACACAUCCUGAUGUGACGCGUGGCAUUAGCAUAGGUUUAAAAAAUAUCUAUGGAAAAGCUGAGGUCAUGCUGGAGUGCACUAAAAAAGCUAACGAGGCUAUGCAAACCCUCUGCUGGAUGCACACCUGCUCGCGGCGUUAGCACAGAGCCGCGUCUAUUGUGGCUCUUGAUUUACAUACAGCCAUCUAUAUGUGCUUACGUUCUGUACAGAGCAUGCACUAGCAUUGUGUACGUGUUCGUGUACCUGUGUGUGUGUGUGACAUAGGGGAGAGCUAUGCAAAACACAGCUGAUUCAGUAUAUUUAAAGUCCUUUUUAUUAUUUUUUUUUAGUUUUGCUAGUAAUGUCAACAUGCUAACUAGCUAAUAAUUAGGCAAGGCUUGCUUUCAUUCGUUGCUGGCUAGCUGAGCUGCUUUGCUAACACUCUUAUAUACAGUUUGUUUACAGUUUGUCUUCAGCGUGUGUGUGUGUGUGUGUGUGUGUGUGUGGUUCCUCUAGCUACCUCGACACCAGUUUAAACUAAUAUAGUGGCCAGACUUGGGAGCCAUUUGUACUUAAUUUAUUUGCGUGGUGCUUAAACAAAAGAACUUGCAGUCAAGCUAGGCUGACUUAACACACUCUCGCUCACUCACGCACGCACACACACACACACACACACACAUACACAGUGCACACUUGCUUUUCCGCAUUCACUGGACCCCUAUCACUACAUGCUGAUUUUGUGACAUAGUGUGUGUGUGUGUGUGUGUGUGUCCAUGGUCUUUACCAGAGGCUGGUCCUCUUGUAUUUAUUCCAUUAUGGACGUUUAAUCAUGUGGUUGAUUUUUAUUUUACGUUUGUUUGUUUAUUACGUCGAGCAAAACACACGGGCAGAUUCAAUCGUAAAAACUUGUGAUGUAAAGAAAAAAAAAAAGAUUUACAUAAAAAAAAUGUACAGAAAGGCACUGAGAGCUGACACGACAUGUGUCGACUGUGUGAGAGAUGGAACUGUAGUGAAUGGAGAGCUGUUUUCAUAUGAGGACGCCGCAGAGACAGAGAGAGAGACAGAGAGAGAGAGAGACUCCUGGUGCUGAUCUCACUGAGGCCGAGUGUUUGUGCAGCUGCUAUUUUACUCUCGGUCGCUCUGACAUCCAUCAUUAAACCUGAAACCCCAUUCAGAUUGAAGGUGUCUCACAGUGGGCCUGGCUCCGCCCAUCUCACAGUGGGCCUGGCUCCGCC
Messenger RNA from Clarias gariepinus (North African catfish), 3503 nucleotides. RefSeq names its product UDP-Gal:betaGlcNAc beta 1,4- galactosyltransferase, polypeptide 5 (gene b4galt5). Gene Ontology annotation, molecular function: UDP-galactose:glucosylceramide beta-1,4-galactosyltransferase activity. The transcript is spliced from 9 exons. NCBI's taxonomy places the organism in Eukaryota, Metazoa, Chordata, Actinopteri, Siluriformes, Clariidae. The record is from RefSeq and is a predicted model, not a curated record. The coding region runs from base 354 to 1496 and encodes 380 amino acids. Gene Ontology annotation, biological process: carbohydrate metabolic process; glycoprotein biosynthetic process.